GUUAUGACAACCAUAGAAACCAAAGUUGAAUGAUCAUGAGGCUAGCACCACUGGCUCUACUGAAACUCCCAUAUCUUGCUCUUCUUUUCUUUAUUUUUAAUGGGUUAUUGAACUUGCUUAUUCUUCUUUGUUAUGUGGGGUUUUGGGGACCAGCCAUCAGGUGAAUAUUUCUAUUACACUGAUGAAGAGGAUCCUGCCUAAAAGGUACAAAAAGGAAUGCGGGGCAACAUGGCAAUGCUUGGACAAAUGUGGAUGUGUUGCUGAUCGAUUGCCCUGUGGUUUCUUUGGAGACACCAGAAUGAGAAUCUAGAUUGUUAUAUAGUUGUUGAAGGAAGAAUGUCCAAAGCACAACUUCCUUGCUAGAGGGGCUUCUUGUUGCUUUACAGUUUUUGACAGGUUCUUUGCUAAUCAAUUUCCACGUGAUUACAAGGAAAAGGUGCAUACUCUUCAACGGGAAGGGUCUGCUGAUAAUGAACAGAUCUUUCAGAAGCUACAUGGUACAGAGCAUCCUGGGCCGAGCAAAGUGCCUUCGCCGCCACUGCGCCACUCCAUCCUGCCAAGCUGCUCGGCUUUCCCUGGCCAAGCAUCAUGAUCAAUCCGGACUGAUUCACCAACUAAGUGAUGGCAAUGACAGCAGCAACAGCUUGGAGAAGGAGAGCCUGGUUAGAGAUGCGAGCGGCGACGUUGUAUUGCUACCGAAGCAAAUUUGGUAUGCAGUGAAAGAGAAUUUGUGCGAAAUUGGAUGGCUGUUUGAUGAUGGAAGUUCGAUUGGCACAGGAAACUGCAGUUUUGGAGGGUGAUCAAACACCCAACUCGCCUUAACACAGUAGUGUCCGUCCUGCUUUUACCUUUCUCACUUGCUGGAACGUUAUAUUUGUUCAAGUUUGAGCUUAUUCUUUUGAUAGAGCUGUUGGUUGUACUCUGGAAGUAAUAUGU
Messenger RNA from Linum tenue, 936 nucleotides. Lineage: Eukaryota; Viridiplantae; Streptophyta; Magnoliopsida; Malpighiales; Linaceae. The record is from the annotation of a GenBank genome assembly.